CGUUCAUGUUCCCCAGCACUGAGUCCCGUCCACCAUUGACGGAAAAUUGAAAAUGACUUUGCAGAUUUCAUACUCUGUGUAUGUUAUGUCCACACCUAAAGCCCGCAGAAACGGCAGCAGAAUCAACUGAUGCUCCGUCCAUAGCCAGCCCCCUGUUCGCUAAUCAUUUAUCGCAGAAAGAGGGAGGAGCUCACCGAAGAGCCUUUGAGGCAUGGGGAUGGGGUGGUUGGCUUUCUCUCUUUUCAUAUCGUUGCUGUUUUUCUUCUUCUCUUUACGCCGGAGACGGGAAGAGAAUCUCCCACCUGGACCCAGAGGCUGGCCUAUUGUGGGCAAUAUCUUCCAACUGGGUUCCAAGCCUCACGCCGCACUUGCGAGCCUAGCUCGCACCCAUGGCCCCCUCAUCUCCCUCAGGCUCGGCACCCAGCGCGUCGUCGUUGCCUCCUCGCCCUCCGCUGCUUCCCUCGUACUCAAGACUCACGAUCAUUCACUGUCUUAUCGUGCUCUUCCUCAGGGUGGCAAGUUUCCUGAGUACGCCAACCACAGUCUGGUUUGGGCCGACUGCACCGACUCGUGGAAACAACUCAGAACCAUAUGCCGGACCCAGCUGUUUUCCCGCAAGAUGGUUGACGAUGGUGCAAAUCUCAGGCAGCAGAAGGUGGAGGAGAUGGUGGGGCGCCUCCGCUCCACUGAAGGGAAGGCUACCAACGUCGCCGAAGUAGUGUUCGAUACCAUCUUCGAUAUGUUGGCUAGCUGCAUCUUUUCAGAGGACGCAGAGGCGGCACUUGGCAGUGUCACCAAGAUGAAGGGGCUGACCAGGAAGUUGAUUGGCUUUGUAACUAAGCCAAACGUGUCGGACUACUUUCCGGUGGUCGCAGGUAUUGAUAUUCAGGGAAUUCGUCGGAAGUCAAGGGCUUAUACCUUGCAAGUAUAUGAGGUAUGGGAGGGCAUUCUUGCGAAGAGGAAGGAGCAGAGGGGGGACGGAGCAGUGAUGGUUAAGGACAACGAUUUUCUUGACGUCUUGCUUUCAAGUGGGUUCAGUGAUCUCCAAAUCAAAGCGGUGCUUUUGGACAUGUUCUUCGCUGGUACAGACACCACAACCACUACAGUUGAAUGGGCAAUGGCGGCACUCGUGAAACAACCAGAGGUCAUGACUAAGCUUCGCCGUGAACUCUCCGAUGCCUUGUGCUGCACCAGCAGAGCAGACUCGACCAUGUAUGAGAAACUGAGGGACUUGCGCUACCUCCAAGCUUGCAUAAAGGAAUCAAUGAGAUUGUACCCACCUGUGCCACUUCUCUUGCCACAUCGCGCAUCUGAAACCUGUCCAGUUCUGGGCUACACGAUCCCAAAAGGCUGCCAGGUGUUGGUGAAUUUAUGGGCUAUAGGAAGGGAUCCAACCACAUGGGACGAUCCCCUAGCUUUCCGGCCGGAGCGCUUCAGUGAUUCUCCUAACUUGGAUUUCAAGGGGGCUGAUUAUGAACUAAUCCCCUUCGGCUCCGGACGGAGAAUGUGUGCCGGUUUGCCACUUGCUGUUCGAACUCUGGAGUUGAUAUUGGCAGCUUUGGUGCACAACUUCGAGUGGUCAUUGCCAUAUAGCGCAGACCUCGGCCAGCUUGGAAUGGAAGAGAAGUUUGGCCUUACACUCCAAAGGGAGCAACCAUUGCAGCUCAUACCUAAGUUCAUUGAACACAAGUAAUUCUACAGGGGCAUUCGAUAAGAAGAACACUGUGUUCUUAUGCAUCUAGAACAUUGUCUUCUUACUUAGGAAAAAUACGGUUUGAUUGGGGACAUUGUUUCUAAAUUUAACUAUCAAACAUCUGACACAUGAUCAUCGUGCUCUUGAAACAUGGUCAUCGUGUUUUUGAAACAUAUGUUUUAGAAACAUGUAAUCAAAUGAACAUAAUGUUUCUUGUUGAUGCCCUUUAAGAGCUGAA
Molecule: messenger RNA, 1931 nt
Organism: Nymphaea colorata (pocket water lily)
Lineage: Eukaryota; Viridiplantae; Streptophyta; Magnoliopsida; Nymphaeales; Nymphaeaceae
Product: probable (S)-N-methylcoclaurine 3'-hydroxylase isozyme 2
Exons: 2
Coding region: 212-1693 (493 amino acids)
Molecular function (GO): monooxygenase activity; iron ion binding; heme binding
Source: RefSeq, a predicted model, not a curated record